AUAUAUAAAGCUAGAAUAAAAAUGGGUGGUCAGCUGACUAUUUGAACAAAUUAAUGGCUUGUUGUGUCUCAAAUACUGUAUUCUACCGGUGGAGAGGAAGCCCAAAAAAUUUAUUUGGAUGGAGCACAGGCAAAAAUAACGUUGAUGACAGGCCACAACCUAAGUACCAUGAUAUUGAUCUUCCCUUCCCACCUUCUCUGGUCUCCAAAACAUUUCUAAGUGGAAAGGAACUGAAAUGUUGUUAUAGAGCAAGCAUUGACGGAUUUAGUGCAGCUAACUUCCAUAACUUCUGUGACUUCAAGGGUCCUUGUGUAAUAAUAGGUUACACAAACGGGCCCUUCAAGUUUGGGGCAUUCAACCCAGAAGGUUACCGAAGCACAGAUGACUACUAUGACAGUUUUGAUGCAUUCCUCUUCUAUUGGCAAGAGGAUGGGAAUUCUGAUCCAAUUAUACUACCCAAAGUUGGAGGCAGUGGAGCAGCCCUUUUCGAUUAUGCUCGUGGGGGACCACAAUUUGGCGCUGAUGGGCUGCUCAUUGGCCCACCCCUAGCGCCUGUCAUGGGUGUGUUUACGGGGCCUGAUGCAAAUUCGGGCGUUGGUGAUCUAAGGCAAGCAAGAUCUAGGCUGGGGUUAUCCUAUGCUAAGAGGCCUGAUGGAAAGGAGUCUAUUUUUGGAGAGGAAUCUAAGGCAAGUCUUGAAGAGGUCCAAGUCUUCUGCAGUCCAGAUAUUGCGAGAUUAUACUAAUGUAUCAUACAUUAUGUGCUUUGUAAAGCAAGACAAUUAAUUGAUCAAUGAAAACAUUCUAGAGCUUUUUG
Molecule: messenger RNA, 814 nt
Organism: Beta vulgaris subsp. vulgaris (sugar beet)
Lineage: Eukaryota; Viridiplantae; Streptophyta; Magnoliopsida; Caryophyllales; Amaranthaceae
Source: RefSeq, a predicted model, not a curated record